Anthonomus grandis grandis is the source of this 2226-nucleotide messenger RNA. Its product is annotated as lachesin-like. The record is from RefSeq and is a predicted model, not a curated record. Gene Ontology annotation, cellular component: neuron projection. Lineage: Eukaryota; Metazoa; Arthropoda; Insecta; Coleoptera; Curculionidae. The transcript is spliced from 11 exons. Bases 534 to 1721 code for a protein of 395 amino acids.
CAAAACACCCCUCAACUCCUCGGCGAACUUUUCGUGGUAUUUCGGCGACAACUGCCUGGAAUCGAAUCUGGAAAUCUUGCCGCCCAAUAUCUGGAAACUGACCCACUUCAAGUGCGAAUUCAGUACGGCCAGGUCCAGAAUCUCGUACAGGAUCGCCUCCUUUAAGUGUCCCGGUAAUUUUCGAAAAUAAUCUCUGAAUACCGGGAUUGCCUCCUCUCCGCGGAGUUUCACCAUAUCCAGUGUUAAUUCGAAAAGGGUUAAUUUACAAAAAUCACUUAAAUUUGGAACAGGUAGUCGAGGAGACAUGACGGAAGUAGAGCGUGAGUUUAUCGGGAAUUUAUCGUUUGACUGAUGUUUUUUUUUUUUGACUUUGUUUUUGUGGAACGGUGCCAAGAAGUUUCACGUUCAGAGCCAUGGAAUUCAUACCUCGUCCUCAAUCAAUCAUCCCUCAAAAAAACGUAAAGCAACCCCUUCAAGGCACUCGAGUCCAAAGUUAACAACCGUCGGCGAGACAACACGGGGGCGAAUAGAGGAUGUCGACGAUGAUGGGGAAGUUUCUCCUCUUGGGGAUGUUUUGGCAGGUGCUCAAGUGCGUUUGUGUCCUUGCAACGUUUCAGGAAGAAUGGAUGAUCCCGAGCAGGACAAACGACACCAUCCAUAUCGGGAACAUCACCGUGUCGGCGGGUAGGGAGGCCAUUUUCACCUGUUUCGUCAACAUCACCGAACGAUUUAAGGUCAAUAAGGUCGCCUGGGUGAAAGCCGAAGACUUGACCGUCCUGAGCAUCGGUGCCAAAGUGGUCACCCACAACAACCGAAUAGUCGUCAAUUAUGACAACUUCAACACGUGGCAAUUGCGGAUAAAACAAGUGAAGGAGAGCGAUAAGGGCUGUUACAUUUGCGAGGUGAACAAUAGCUUGGUCAGGAGUCACGAGGGAUGUUUGGACGUCAACGUUCCGCCGGACAUCUUGAACGAGGACACCAGUGGCGACCUCUCGGUAUCAGAGGGGGAGAAUGCCACCCUGUGGUGCAGAGCAUCUGGCCAUCCACCCCCUCGGGUCACCUGGAGAAAAGAAAAUGGCGAAGGCAUCGUCAUGCGCAGGGGCUUAAGGAACUUCACCAAAGUGGAAACGUUUAAUGGGAGCCACCUGACGUUUUGGAAAGUCGAUAGGUCUCAAAUGGGCACGUACUUUUGCAUUGCGAGCAACGAUGUUCCGCCAGCGGUCAGUAAACGGUUGUCCAUGUAUGUCAAUUUUUCACCGACAAUCAAAGUCCCGAAUCAGCUCUUAGGGGCUCCGGUACAAACCGACGUCCAGCUCGAAUGUUACGUGGAAGCUUUCCCCAAUACCAUCAACUAUUGGGUGAAAAACCGAAGCGAAAUGUUACUCAAUGGGUCAAAGUACUUGGUAAGGGAGGAACGGAUCGGUUACAGGGUGUUCAUGUGGCUGAUUAUCAAAUCCUUCGCCUCCAAAGAUGUGGGCACUUAUAAUUGUGUAGCUACGAACUCUUUAGGGAGGGCCGAGGGGACCUUAAGGCUUUAUGAAAUCAAGCUCAAUCCAGUCAACGUCUACAACAAUCACGCAGAACUGGUGGGAGGUAAAGCCGAGCCGGCCAGAGGAUCCAGAAUCAAACACUUGGCAAACCGCUCUACCCCCACCACCACAAUUCCAUCCCUCUACAAAAUGUCGUUAUUGAUCAUUCCAAUUUUGUUACAAUUACGGUGAUUUUAAUAUUGAAUUAUUCAACGACCUUUCCAUAUCACCUCUGUUUUUCUCUCUCUCUCUGUUUCUCAAUUAAUAUUACCCACAAAGUGGGAAAGAAACAUACUGGAUAGCUCAAAUAUAAUAUGUGACACAUAGAGUCAACUGUACCGUUUGACAGUCACCCGUAGAUAAAAUUAAUAUUUUUUAAAAAUAAGUAGCCAUACAGGGUGGUUGAAAUAAAAAUAUUUGUUUAUGUUAUUUCAUCACCCCCGUAGUAUUAAAGGAAUUUUUGCUCAUAUCAACACAAACAUGUAAAUACACUGAAUUGUGUAAAUGUAAAUAAUUAUGUAAGUAGUUAUAUUUAUCUCUUUCUACUGUACACUGUUGUUUAUUUAAAAAAAACGACCCUUAUCAUGUGCCAAUUUUUACCAGAAAAUCCGUAAGAUCCAACCAGUGGUGACGCCCUCCAAACCUCCUUAUCGAUUUGUAUAUUUGCACCUCGAAUAAAUAGUUUUGCUUAUAGUAA